AUGUCAAACCAACUGAAAACAGCAAAGGACACGCUCGUCUCCUCCUUAUACGAACUAUCAAAAGCUGCCAACGAGGCCUCAGCCGCUACCGUCGACUUCUACAACGCUUCCCUCACCGUCGAAGAGGACCCUAACGAAGUGUUUAAGCAAUUGGCUGAAUCCCUCAGAAUCCUCACCAACGCUUCUACUGGGGUCAGUGAAACUGCUAGACUCAUUGCUGCUUCAAACUCUCAAAUCGAUCCAAAUGUCAUCCAAUCCUCUUUAAUCAACAACAACAACAAUUCCUUGAUCCCAAAUCAAAACAAUGAUCACCACGCAACAACAACAACUUCAACUCCAUUAACUAACGAAAAACCUGCUAAAAAGAAAGUUGAAAAAGAUCCAAACGCUCCAAAGAAACCUUUGACUGUGUUUUUCGCUUAUUCUGCCUAUGUUCGUCAAGCUUUAAGAGAAGAUAGAUUAGCUAAAGGUUUACCAGCUUUAUCAUCAACUGAAAUUACUCAAGAAAUUUCUAAAAAAUGGAAUGAGUUAGGUGAAGCUGAAAAGGAAAAAUGGAAAGAAGCUUAUAAUGAAGAAUUGGAACAUUAUCAUGUUAAUAAAGAAAAAUAUUUAGAAUUGAAAAAAAUUGGUGAAGCUCCAAUUUUAACUGGUCCAAAUCCUGCUCCUGUUCCAAUCCCUGCUUAUUUACAAAAAAAUCAUCAUGAUAAAUCAAGUAAAAAAAGAGAUUCUGAAUCAAGUGAAAAAAAAGAUAAAAAGAAAAAAAGUAAAAAGAGAAAAUCAAAUGCUCCAGAUUCAACUUCAACUGAUAUUCAAAUUGGUGUUUAA
Molecule: messenger RNA, 825 nt
Organism: Hansenula anomala
Lineage: Eukaryota; Fungi; Ascomycota; Saccharomycetes; Phaffomycetales; Wickerhamomycetaceae
Gene: HMO1
Product: Hmo1p
Exons: 2
Coding region: 1-825 (274 amino acids)
Source: RefSeq, a predicted model, not a curated record